AUGCAUUCAUCGGCACGUCCACACGCCACGGACUUACACACGACUCUUUCACCCGGACGGCGAGCCUCCUGCCCCGGCUUGACGCACCGGAUACGCACGCUCCUCCGGUCCUCCACUCAUCCACGGAUUUAGAUCGCACGCUAAGAUAUGAAGUUCGUGUGUGGGAGCUGUUAGCUUAAUCUCACCAUGUCGUGCUCCGUCAGUGACUGUGCUCCCGGAGAAGAGGGGCGGGACAGCCCAAAAACUGCCCCCUCUGCCCCCUGUACCCCCCCGGGACCCCCCCUCACAACCAGGGACCACCUCUACGAAUGUAACGCCCACGUCUGCCACAGGGGGCGCUCCGGCGACUCUCUGCUGAAGGGCUGCAAGAGGAAAAGGACCCAAAACACGGCAGACGACACAGAGAAUGAACUCUUUUCACACAAGUGCUCCGAGCUGCAGCGCUACCUCCCCCCGCUGGCCGCCAUCUUGAGAGGGCUGAAGUCGGGCAGGUACUCCGACCGUCUGAGCAGUUUCCAGGAGAGUUUGGCCAUGGACCGAAUACAGAGGAUCCUGGGAGUUUUGCAGAGUCCAGCCUCAGGGGGGCGCUUCCUGAGCACGGUGCUGAAGAUCGAGGAGAUGCUGCAGAGUUGGUUUCCUCACAUCAGAGACCCGAGCGUCUGUAAAACUCAGAAGUUGUGUCCAGUUGACCCCGAGUGGCUCUACAAAUCCCACGAUGCGCCUCUGCACUGGCUCCGCCCCCCUCCGCCCGUACGCCCCGCCCCCUCGGCGACGCAGGACAACGCCGUCUCGUCCAGCACCGACUUCCGCACGGCGCCCCCCAGAGACAGAGACAGAGACAGUACCCCCCCGUCGUUCAGCAUCAGGAGCCCGUGUCUGGAGAGACUUCUGCAGGCGAAAGAAAGCAUCAUCCAAACCAGGACUGAGGCAAGACCGGACGAAGGAAACCCGGACUAGAACCACGACCAAAAACCCAGGCCUUAUUUAAACAGUUCUGAGACUUCAGUAUAAUGUUUUCUACUCUAAAAGUUAACACGAGACGCUGUAUCUGCAAAGAAAGAGGAUUCCAAUAACUGAAGUAAAUUGCAAACUUGUUAUCUGUGCGAAAAGUUUAAAGGUUUUAUAUUUCAUAAAAUUGACUCGUGAGGUUUAAAGCCAUUUUAUCAAAAAACAGACCUGGAGUUGUGUUUUGUUUUUAGGAACGUGCUUUGCCAUGAUUCUGCACAGCAAAAACUGGAGGGUUAAAAUUUUAGGGUAAAAUAUUUCAGAGUUGUUUUUAACACCAAAAGUGUUAUUUUAACUAUUUGAAAGUUAAAUGGGUUGAUGUGGUUGAGGUUAAUUCAACUUCCC
Boleophthalmus pectinirostris (great blue-spotted mudskipper) is the source of this 1350-nucleotide messenger RNA. RefSeq lists its product as uncharacterized. NCBI's taxonomy places the organism in Eukaryota, Metazoa, Chordata, Actinopteri, Gobiiformes, Gobiidae. The transcript is spliced from 6 exons. Gene Ontology annotation, molecular function: RNA polymerase II cis-regulatory region sequence-specific DNA binding. The record is from RefSeq and is a predicted model, not a curated record. The coding region runs from base 187 to 957 and encodes 256 amino acids. Gene Ontology annotation, cellular component: nucleus. Gene Ontology annotation, biological process: negative regulation of DNA-templated transcription; circadian regulation of gene expression.